Olea europaea var. sylvestris is the source of this 537-nucleotide messenger RNA. RefSeq lists its product as uncharacterized. NCBI's taxonomy places the organism in Eukaryota, Viridiplantae, Streptophyta, Magnoliopsida, Lamiales, Oleaceae. The transcript has a single exon. Bases 1 to 537 code for a protein of 178 amino acids. The record is from RefSeq and is a predicted model, not a curated record.
AUGAAAGACCUUGGUCAGCUUACUUACUUUCUUGGCUUAGAGGUACAUACUACAUCACAUGGUCUCUUCUUAAAUCAACAUAAAUAUAUUCAAGACUUGAUUGGAUUAGCUGAUCUCUUUGAAGCCUCCUCAAUUGAUAUGUUGCUGGAGCUUAAUGUUAACUAUCAAAAGGUCAAAGGAGAUAUUCUUCCAGAUCCUUCUCUUUAUCGAAGGUUGGUUGGUAGUCUCAUCUAUCUCACUAUCACACAUCCGGAUAUUUCAUCUGCAGUUCAUACUCUAAGUAAGUUUAUGGACGCCCCUCGUCAUCUUCAUAUGGUGGCUGUCCAUCGCAUUAUUCGCUAUCUUAUUGGAACUCCUCAUCGUGGUCACUUUUUCCCUCGGGGGUCGUCUCUUGAACUCACAGCUUACAGUGAUGUGGAUUGGGCUAGUUGUCCUGAUUCUCGUCAUUCUACUACUGGGUGGUGUAUUUUUUUUGGUGACGCUCUUAUUUCUUGGAAAUGUAAGAAACAGGACUAUGUUUCUAAGUCCUCCACUUAG